Molecule: messenger RNA, 3459 nt
Organism: Pseudophryne corroboree (corroboree frog)
Lineage: Eukaryota; Metazoa; Chordata; Amphibia; Anura; Myobatrachidae
Gene: DHX40
Product: DEAH-box helicase 40
Exons: 19
Coding region: 503-2737 (744 amino acids)
Cellular component (GO): intracellular anatomical structure
Molecular function (GO): helicase activity; ATP binding; RNA binding
Source: RefSeq, a predicted model, not a curated record
CGAUACAAGCACCCUGCACAGUGGACGAUUACAACUGCCAGGGAGAGCCUCUUGCUUUAUUGUGCUACGGGUCCUUGUUUUGGCCAAAAAAGCUUCGGUCACAGGAAGUCCCUGUACAUGUUAUUAAACCAGAAUGAAAGAUAGUCAAUGUAGAAAUAUAUUGUAAAUAUAUCAAUGAAAAAGUAGUGUCACCAAUAUAUUUUACCAUUACAUUGUAUGGAGUUACUGACAGGAGGUUUUAUUCAUUGCAAGUCGAACUCGUGAGAGGCAAGAUGGCGCCUCCCAGUCCUGGUAAUUAAAGUGAUCGUCUGUCCCACAAUCAACUUACUCCUUGUAGUCUUUAACAUAUUCUCCAGUAAAUUACACAUGCUAGUUGGGUUUGAGACUAGUUUCUCAACACAUUGGCAUAUUAUGAAACCAUAGAAACGAUCCAGUACAUGAUAUAAAUCAGCUGUAAUUAUGGACUGACUAGUGCACCACUGCCUUAACGUAAACCAGUGAAAUGGACCCUAAAUAUAGAGGCUGUAAAAGCAAGAAUGCAGGGAAGUCUGACCUGCCUAUACUCCCUAUUUACAAAUGUAAGGAUCAGCUUGUUCAGGCUGCCAGGGAGCACUCCUUCCUUAUUGUUACCGGAGACACGGGUAGUGGGAAGACUACGCAGCUGCCACAGUAUCUCUACAAAGCAGGGUUUGCAAAACACGGCGUGAUUGGGGUCACCCAGCCUCGUAGGGUAGCCACAAUCUCAGUGGCACAGAGAGUGGCAGAAGAAAUGGAUUGCUUACUGGGGAGUACAGUGGGUUACCAAGUGCGAUUUGACGACUGCACAUCGCAGAAAACUGAAAUGAUAUACCUGACUGAUGGCUGCUUGUUGAGACACACUCUGACUGACCCCAACCUUAUCAAAUUCAGCACAAUAGUUUUGGAUGAAGCCCAUGAACGAAGUUUAAGUACUGAUAUAUUAUUUGGGCUGCUGAGAAAGCAGUUUCUGAAGCAGUGUUCUGCAGCAAGGAAGUACCCUCUCCGAGUUAUAGUAAUGUCCGCUACUCUGGACAUUGAGCGGCUCUCUGAAUUCUUUGGCAAUUGUCCAGUAAUCACAAUCCCAGGAAAGAUCUUUCCAGUCACAAUGAAAUUCCAUAACCUUAUUGGUCCAAGAGACAAAGACAGCAGUGCUUAUGUUACUGAGGCUGUGAAAGUCACACUACAGAUACAUUUAAAUGAACCUGCUGGGGAUAUUCUUGUUUUUCUCACUGGCCAGUCAGAGAUUGAGAAGGCCUGCAAUGUACUGUUUCAAAAAGCUGAACUGAUAGACUAUCGGCAUGAUGUGUAUGACUCUGCUGUGGAAGGCCUGCUCAUCCUACCAAUGUAUGGUUCUAUGCCAACAGGUCAGCAGAAAAGAAUUUUUCUUCCGUCCCCAGCAGGCAUCAGAAAGUGUAUUGUAGCCACAAAUAUCGCAGCAACAUCAGUGACUAUUGAAGGAAUACGGUAUAUUGUAGACAGUGGGUUUGUGAAACAGUUAAACCAUAAUCCCAGAGCGGGACUAGAUGUUUUAGAAAUUGUUCCUAUUUCAAAAAGUGAAGCAGUGCAGAGAGCUGGAAGGGCUGGCAGGACGGCUUCUGGGAAAUGUCACCGGAUUUACAGUGAGGAAUUUUGGGAUAAAUGCAUGCUUGACCACAUGAUCCCUGAGAUUAAACGAACCAGUCUUACAUCUGUCAUUCUGACCCUUAAAUGCCUGGAGGUAAAUGAUGUAAUCAGGUUCCCAUACUUGGAUCCACCAGAAGAGAGGUUUAUUUUAGAAGCACUGAAGAAGCUCUAUCAGUGCAGUGCCAUUGACAGGAGUGGCAGCGUUACAAAACUGGGACGCUUGAUCGUAGAGUUUCCCUUAUCUCCCAGUCUGGCUUGCGCUGUGAUUAAAGCGACAUCUCUUGGGUGUGAGGAUCUUCUCCUUCCUGUAGCAGCCAUGUUGUCUGUUGAACAUGUGCUUAUACAACCAGGAACGUCUCAGAAACAGAAGGAAGUGGAACAAAGUCAUGAAGCGUUAUCCAAGAUGGCUGGUGGAGACAAUGACUUUGCUACUCUGCUGCACAUUUUUGAACAGUGCAAAUCUAACGACAAUCCUGCUUCCUGGUGUCACAAACACUCCGUUCACUGGAGAGCUGUAAAAUCUGCAUUCAGUGUGGAAAAGCAGCUUAAAGAUAUCACAAAUAAGUUAAAACAGAUGAAAGAUUUUCCAGUGGAAACAAUUGCUGCUCCUAGUGAUGAGAUGCUCAAGCGAUGUCUCUGUGCUGGUUUUUUCUCCAAUGUAGCCAGAAGGUCUGUUGGUAGAACAUUCUGCACAAUGGAUGGAAAUGGCAGUGUGGUACACAUACACCCUUCAUCAGCUAUAUUUGGACAUGAAGCCAACAUGGAGUGGAUAUUGUUCCACAAUGUCUUGGUGACUUCGAAGAUAUUUGUCAGGAUUGUGUGUCCCAUCCGCUAUGAAUGGGUUAAAGAUUUACUCCCAAAGCUGCAUGAUAUAAAUGCUUAUGAACUGAGCAGUGUGGCCAGAGAAGAGGUGACUGAAGAAGAAAUGGCUAAAUGGCAAUCUAGAGAACAAGCAAAGCAGCACACAGAUAUAUUUGAAGCCUCAUUGAAGAAGUUGCAGAAGAGAAAUGAUGAACAGUCUAUAUCUGAUGCGAGAGCCCGCUUCCUUCAGCGUAAACAACAGAAAUCAGGCGUCCAGCCACUGGAAAGUAGCUAAUAAGACACUUUGGGGUAUAUUCAGUUAGGGUCGGAUCCAUUCCGACAUUCAUUUGUCGGAAUGGAUCCGACAACCCCUAUUCUAUCCCAUCUCAAUUCGACUUUAAAAAAAGUCGAAUUGAGAUGAGACCUGUGAGUGGAGGAGAGGGGGGAGACCAGUGGGGAGAGCCGCGGGCAGACGAAGGAGAGCAGCGCUACAGUAGCGCUGCAGAAGGAUGUCUCACAGCCGGCAGACCUCACGGCAGUGUUCACCUGGCUCCAGCAAGCGUAACCUCACUUGCUGGAGCAGGGUGGACGCUGCCAUGAGCGAUGCGGUUGUGACACAUCCUCCUGCAGCGCUGUGCUGUAGCGCUGCUCUCCCCCAUCUCUCCGCGGCUCUCCCCCCUCUCCUCCUGUAAGGUCCCUCAUCUCAGUCCGACGUUUUUUUAUGUCGGACUGAGAUGGUCGGAAACAAGGCCAAAUCCUGUCGAAUUUGGCCCGUUUCCUCGACUUGACGAAUAAAAAUAGCUGGGAUUGAAUAGGUCGAAUCGCGAUUCGACCUUAAAAAGUCGAAAACUGACGUAUUUUCGACAGACGGCAGCUUUCGACCCUAAUUGAAUAUACCCCUUUGUAUUCUCCUUGUAGUAAUAUUAUAUACAAUACAGUAGCUAUAGUAACAAAUAGUUCCCAAAAAGCAGUUGUAUCAUUUGAUCAGUGUAUUAAAAGGUACUGGCUUGGCUUCUC